UGUCUUUUUUUCUUUAUAUAAAAAAAUCUAAAGUAGUUCAGGUCAAUCUAUUAUCGAGCCAAUUUGAGCCGAACUGAAGCACGAAUCUGAACUGCGAAUCUAGCAAUCAAGCCGAAUAAUUUUGUAUCUCCCUCAAACUCCAGAUUUGUGCUCUGCAUGACUGCAUCUCCUUCCUCCUCCUCUUAAAACCCUAACAACGAAAGCAGCGUCUUUUAGUUGUAGUUGCAGUUGUAUCUAUAGUCGCCGCCGCUUCUGCCUCUGCCAACCACCUCUCCCUGUCUGCUGCCCUGCUGCUGCCAUUCUCGGGUUUUAGAAAAUGGGGAAGAAGAAGUUCAUUGAUAAGAAAAAAUCAGCAACCUUCCAACUUCUUGCACGGGAUACUUCUGAUCCUGUGUAUAUCGAAGAGCCGGAAAAUGACCGGGUUUUCGUUCGUGUUGAUAAUAAUAGGGUUUCUGUAAAUGGGAUAGAAGAGGACCAUGAUGAAGGUGGUUACUCAAACGACCUUGAGUCUGCUGAUGAUGGUGGGGGUUAUGAGGGGUUUAGGGUUCCAGCUCCCUUACCAGACAAUGUAAGGAGGGAGAUAUUGGAGCUUGGAUUUCCUGACGAUGGUUAUAAUUAUCUAACUCAUUUGAGGGAGAUUCGAAAUACUGGUGGCGGCUCUACUUAUUUUCAAAAUCCGAAGGCUGAGCUUCACCAACUUCCUCAUGAUGUCAAGGCAUAUGACGCUUCAAGAGUGCGGAUAAAGGAAGCAAGUGAAGAUACAAGUCCUAAAACAUUGUACAACGUCGCAGAGAAAACAGUGACAGUGAGAGUUCAGAAAGCAGUAGAUCCUGAAAUUGCUGCGUUACUUGAAGAUGAUGAGUCAGAUUUUGGUUCUGACAUUGAUGAUUUGGAGGAGGAUUUUGUUGUUCAGGCAAAUCAUACAGAGGAAUCUGGAGAUGUAUAUGAAGAGACCAGUUUGUCUUUGGUUAAUAAUCUCCAAGAAGAGGUGCUUAAUGAAUCUGAUACUUUCAUCUCAUGUGACAUUCAAACUGUAGUAGCCAGUAAUUCCACGACGGAAGUGGUUCAAAGUGUUAAUGAAAAGCCUAGACCUCAACGUUUAGUUGACCAACAGUUUGACCUGCUUGAAAGUCAAGAGUAUGGGUCAGAUAGUGAUGAUGAUUAUGAUAAUUAUGUAGCUGAACAAGAAAUAUCGCUUGCAGAAAAGCUCAAAAGUGUUCUCAAGGAUCACGAGGUAGAUGAUUUAGAGUUUAAUGAAAAUUACAAAGCACCAGCUGAAAUACUUCGCCGUUGUGCUGAAUAUGCUGAGAAAUAUGAGAAUGAGGAUGGGGAUGAAAAAGUAGUUGUAAUUGUGGAAGAAAGUAGUGAUGAAUCUGAACAAUGGGAUUGUGAGACCUUUGUCUCUACAUACUCAAACCUUGACAAUCACCCUGGCAGAAUUGGAGCUCCAGGACGUAUUAGAGAGAAAAUAUUGGCAGAGACAAUCAAUGGGGUGCUGAAAAGUGGCUCAGACAAGAUUAUUUCCCUUGGAGGAAAGGCAAGGCUUCCUGUGGAUUACUUGCCUCAUGGAAAGAAGGAACACAAAGAGACGGCGAAAGUAGUUGCCAAAACAGAACUGCCAAAAAGAAAACCACAUGGUCAGGAGACCAAGGAAGAGAAAAAAGAAAGAAAGGCUGCUGUAAAAGAGGAAAGGCGAGAGGCCAGGCGUUUGAAGAAAGAUUUGAAGGAACUGUACCGCGAUGAAGCCAAACUAGCUCAGAAAGUUGCUGCUAUUACCGGACCGUCAUCCAUUCAUCUUGGAUAAGGUAACUAGAUGUCCUUGUUCAAAAUGUUUCCUUGCGUACUCAAAUGAAUGCGUGGAAGAGCAUCACGCACAUCUUGGUGAUAUUUAUUGGAGAAGAGAAACGAAAAUGUAUCUGGUUUGCCUCACCGUUUUUGUUAAUCUAGGUUAGGUACUUUAGAUUUGCGAGAUGUUGUAUAUGAAUAUUUUGCUUUCACACCCCUCAAUGAGAAUGUAUUGAGUUUGUUUA
This is a messenger RNA of Spinacia oleracea (spinach), 2030 nucleotides long. RefSeq lists its product as uncharacterized. Gene Ontology annotation, cellular component: nucleus; cytosol; preribosome, small subunit precursor. The record is from RefSeq and is a predicted model, not a curated record. Gene Ontology annotation, biological process: ribosomal small subunit export from nucleus; ribosomal small subunit biogenesis. Bases 317 to 1804 code for a protein of 495 amino acids. Lineage: Eukaryota; Viridiplantae; Streptophyta; Magnoliopsida; Caryophyllales; Amaranthaceae. The transcript has 6 exons.